UCGCCAAUCCCUUAGCAGGGGUGGGUCGGUGGCCGACACUUGCUUUGGCUGGCCUUGAUUUAAAGAGACAGAAGCUGUGGAGGUCUUAGGAGACGGUCCCCAAUACCUCCCCCCAAGUCCUUGGGACCACUUGGGUCCCCCGAGCUGGGGAGAUGGUUUGUGGUGGCUUUGCCUGCUCCAAGAAUGCGCUGUGCGCUCUCAACGUGGUCUAUAUGCUGGUGGGCUUGCUACUGGUUGGCGUGGCUGCCUGGGGCAAGGGCCUGGGCCUGGUGUCCAGCAUCCACAUCAUUGGAGGCGUCAUUGCUGUAGGAGUUUUCCUGCUCCUUAUCGCAGUGGCGGGACUGGUGGGUGCUGUCAACCACCACCAAGUCCUGCUGUUCUUCUACAUGAUCAUCCUUGGUCUGGUCUUCAUCUUCCAGUUUGGAAUCUCUUGCUCAUGCCUGGCUAUUAACCGCAGCAAGCAGACAGAUUUCAUUAACGCCUCUUGGCGGGUCAUGCACAACGAAACCCGGCAUGAGCUGGAAAGAAGUUUUGACUGCUGCGGUUUGUUCAACUUUACAACCCAGUAUCAAGACGAUGCUUCCUGCGAUGCACUCUGCAAGAACAGGAGCUCCACGUGCCAGAUGUGUGGAGAAAAGUUUCUGAAGCAUUCAGAUAAAGCUCUGAAAAUCCUAGGGGGCGUGGGACUCUUCUUUAGCUUUACAGAGAUCCUUGGCGUUUGGCUAGCAAUGAGAUUUCGGAAUCAGAAGGAUCCCCGAGCCAACCCCAGUGCCUUCCUAUGAGACUCUGGAUCCUUUGGACUUCUUUCCUGCUGUCUCCCUCAGCUUUUUACUUCUCCCAUAACGAAAACCUGGAGUCUGUAUCCUUUCAGAAGAAGGACAGAUCCUCUGCCACUCUAAAACUGACUAGGCCUUGACAUAUUUUGAUGGGAGUAAUAUCAUAGGGCAUAGUAACAACAACUUCAUCUUUCUCUCCCGUGUGGAUAUGGACAGCUUGUGGGAGUGCACGGAUCAGGCCUGGAGUCAUUUAUAGCUGUUUCCCCUCUUCUACAUGCUGGACCGCCUCAACACACCUGGCCUGGCUUCCAAGGAUCAGUCAGGAACAAAGCCCAGAAAACUACGAAGAACUCUUAAAUGUGUGGGACCCAGUCUGAGGAAGUGAAUAUAAAAAUAAAUCUCAUUUUAGCUCCAUAAUCAAAGAAGCACCUUAAAUUCCUUUUUCUUUGCCAGUCAAGGAGCGCCACUGGCUGCCUAGGCCCUGUGUAACUCAGGAAGAGUUUCAGGUUCUGCAGAGGAGUUCUUCCUUUUCAGUGGUUUUUCCAGUCUCCCAGUGGCAAAGCCAAUCAGAGAAAGAAACAUUAAAAAAAA
Messenger RNA from Chinchilla lanigera (long-tailed chinchilla), 1367 nucleotides. It is a transcript of the gene Tspan31, whose product is annotated as tetraspanin 31. Gene Ontology annotation, cellular component: membrane. NCBI's taxonomy places the organism in Eukaryota, Metazoa, Chordata, Mammalia, Rodentia, Chinchillidae. The record is from RefSeq and is a predicted model, not a curated record. The transcript has 6 exons. Bases 153 to 782 code for a protein of 209 amino acids.